This is a messenger RNA of Gorilla gorilla gorilla (western lowland gorilla), 927 nucleotides long. RefSeq names its product olfactory receptor 4C16-like. Gene Ontology annotation, molecular function: G protein-coupled receptor activity; olfactory receptor activity. NCBI's taxonomy places the organism in Eukaryota, Metazoa, Chordata, Mammalia, Primates, Hominidae. Gene Ontology annotation, biological process: G protein-coupled receptor signaling pathway. The record is from RefSeq and is a predicted model, not a curated record. Gene Ontology annotation, cellular component: membrane.
AUGCAACUGAAUAAUAAUGUGACUGAGUUCAUUCUGCUUGGAUUGACACAGGAUCCUUUUUGGAAGAAAAUAGUGUUUGUUAUUUUUUUGCUUCUCUACUUGGGAACAUUGUUGGGUAAUUUACUAAUCAUUAUUACUGUCAAGACCAGCCAGGCACUUAAGAACCCAAUGUUCUUCUUCCUUUUCUACUUAUCCUUAUCUGAUACUUGCCUCUCUACUUCCAUAGCCCCUAGAAUGAUUGUGGAUGCCCUUUUGAAGAAGACAACUAUCGCCUUCAGCGAGUGCAUGAUCCAAGUCUUUUCAUCCCAUGUCUUUGGCUGCCUGGAGAUCUUCAUCCUUAUCCUCACGGCUCUUGACCGCUAUGUGGCCAUCUGUAAGCCCCUGCACUACAUGACCAUCAUGAGCCAGUGGGUCUGUGGUUUGAUGGCUGUGGCCUGUGUGGGAUCCUGUGUGCAUUCUUUAGUUCAGAUUUUUCUUGCCCUGAGUUUGCCAUUCUGUGGCCCCAAUGUGAUAAAUCACUAUUUCUGUGACUUGCAGCCCUUGUUGAAACAAGCCUGUUCAGACACCUAUGUGGUUAACCUACUCCUGGUUUCCAACAGUGGAGCCAUUUGUGCAGUGAGUUACGUCAUGCUAAUAUUGUCUGUCAUCUUCUUGCAUUCUCUGAGAAACCACAGUGCUGAAGUGAUAAAGAAAGCACUUUCCACAUGUGUCUCCCACAUCAUUGUGGUCAUCUUGUUCUUUGGACCUUGCGUAUUUAUGUACACACGCCCUGCAACCACAUUCCCCAUGGAUAAGAUGAUAGCUGUAUUUUAUACAGUUGGAACACCUUUGCUCAACCCUGUGAUUUAUACACUGAGGAAUACAGAAGUGAAAACUGCCAUGAGGAAGCUUUGGAGCAAGAAAUUGAUCACAGAUGACAAAAGAUAA